AUGGCGAAGUUGUUUGGUCCCGUCUCGCCAGUUGCCUAUAACAUGGUUGACACAAAGUACACCUUGAAGUCUACUAAUGUAAAGGCGCAUGAAGUUCCUACCAGCUUUGCUCUUCUCAAACAGAAGCCCGCUCCUGCUGUUGUACCUCUGCUCGCCGAUGGUGUACGCUUGGUCACAGUGGAAGAGUACAAGCAGGCAGCUGCCUGUCUGGCCGAUGCUUUUGCGGAAGAUGAUGUUGCUCGUUACUUCAUCGAUGUACCUGACCGUGAGCAUUGGACUGAUGAAGAGAAGUGGGCAUUGCAUGUAGAGAUCAUGGAGUACAUCACGUACGCUCACAUUCUCAAAGGAAUGGUGACGACCGUCGGAGACUUCGAGGCAGUCGCGCUCUGGAUGCCGCCUGGUCAGAACAUGGACGACUACCUUACCAUCUGCCGCAGCGGCCUUUGGCGCCUCAACUACCGCCUCUCGCCCGAGGGCAAGCGUCGCUUCUUCAACGAAUUCUUUCCUCUCCUCCACGACACGAUGCACGCGACUCUGGGCGAGCGCGAACUUGACACGUGGUACCUCGUCUAUCUGGGCACCCGCCCUGCUGGACGUGGCAAAGGCCACGCUCGCAAGCUCAUUGAGCAUGUCACGAAGAUGGCAGACCGAGCGGGCCAAGCUUGCUAUCUCGAGUCGAGCAAUGCGGCCAACCCAGCCAUCUACAGGAAGUUUGGGUUCGAGGAGCGUCGCACGGUUCAUCUGCAGCGGGCACAGCAGAACAUCUCGCUAGACAUUAUGGUGAGAGAGCCAGUGGCUCGUUAG
Messenger RNA from Ascochyta rabiei, 804 nucleotides. RefSeq lists its product as uncharacterized. Bases 1 to 804 code for a protein of 267 amino acids. Gene Ontology annotation, molecular function: acyltransferase activity, transferring groups other than amino-acyl groups. The record is from RefSeq and is a predicted model, not a curated record. The transcript is spliced from 2 exons. Lineage: Eukaryota; Fungi; Ascomycota; Dothideomycetes; Pleosporales; Didymellaceae.